Messenger RNA from Synchiropus splendidus (mandarinfish), 4383 nucleotides. RefSeq names its product failed axon connections homolog, metaxin like GST domain containing b (gene faxcb). The transcript has 6 exons. Gene Ontology annotation, cellular component: cytoplasm. The record is from RefSeq and is a predicted model, not a curated record. Bases 187 to 1419 code for a protein of 410 amino acids. Lineage: Eukaryota; Metazoa; Chordata; Actinopteri; Syngnathiformes; Callionymidae.
GGCUUUGAAAACCCGCAAAGGAAACGGGCCCGGUGUCCAGCAUCUUCCAGGGGGGGCGGCCGAGAUGUUUACCUGGCCGUGACCCCCUUCCCGCCCUCGACCAGUCGCGGGACUUUUUUUUCGAUGAAGACCAGCGGGGACCGUGGCAGCGGGGAGGCAGGCUGGCUGUAGCCGAGGGAGGGGACGAUGCACUGGGCUGCUGGGUUUGCCUCGAGCCGGCCGUGUGUGGUGGACCUGGGGCGGAAUCACAGCCUCCCUCUCGGACUGUGCGUCCAGGAGCAGCAGCAGACGUUAUAUGGAUACAUCAUCGCCUUUCCUCUGCAGGACUACGGCGGCAUCAUGACGGCUCUGGUCUCGGACUCCUGGUGGAAGAAGACCCUCUACAUCACCGGGGGCGCGCUGCUGGCUGCCGCCGCCUACCUGCUGCAUGAGCUGCUGGCCAUCAGGAAGGAGCAGCAGUUGGACUCCAAAGACGCCAUCAUCCUCCACCAGUUCUCCAGGCCAAAGAACGGCGUGCCCAGUCUGUCACCUUUCUGCCUCAAAAUAGAAACCUAUCUGCGGAUGGUGGAUCUGCCCUACCAGAAUUAUUUCGACGGCAAGCUGUCGCCUCAGGGUAAGAUGCCCUGGAUCGAGUACAACCACGAGCAGGUGUCAGGGUCAGAGUUCAUCUUGGACUUUUUGGAGGAGAAGCUGGGCGUCAACCUGAACAGGAACCUCACUCCGCAGGAGAGAGCUGUGUCGCGGGCCGUCACCAAGAUGGUGGAAGAACAUCUCUACUGGACGAUAGCUUACUGCCAGUGGGUGGACAACCUGGAGGAAACCCAGAAGCUCCUCUCCAUGAGCGGCCCGCUGAGCGACACGCUCAAGUGGCUGCUGGGUCACCUGAACGGCAGCAUGGUGCGCCGGGAGAUGUACGGCCACGGCAUCGGACGCUUCUCUAAGGAGGAGGUCUACACCCUGAUGGAGAAGGACAUGAGGACUCUGGCCACUCUGCUGGGUGACAAGAAGUAUUUUAUGGGAGCUAAGAUUUCGACGCUGGAUGCCACAGUGUUCGGACAUCUGGCCCAGGCGAUGUGGACUCUGCCCGGUACCCGACCAGAACAGCUCAUAAAAGGCGAGCUCAUCAACUUGGCCUUGUUCUGUGAGCGGAUGAGAAGAAAGUUCUGGCCGGAGUGGUUCGUGGAGGUGGACGAUCUUUACUACGACGGGGAGAGCGACAGCAGCGGGAGCAACGUCUCCCUGACGGGCCUGCUGGACUUGGGUCUUUUCUCCAGGACUGACACUCUGGACGACAGCGAGGACAGCAGCCACUCGCACAGCCCAGACUCUGACCACUCGCUGUUCGACUCGGACGUUGGCACCGGGUCCGAUAACGACGCGCAGCUCAAGGAUGAUCAAAUGCCGGAUUUAGAGGUCUGACCUCCAGCUAGGUGUUCUUGCCAUGCACCAGAAGACUGCUCCAGUCCUCCCACGUCCCUGUGGUCAGUGUGGAUAUUUACAAUUCCAGCUCAUAUACUGUCCUUCUGAACAAGAAACUGCUCACUUGACAGUUUCUCUUUGCCUUAUUCGUCUCGUCCGAAGAUGCAGAAGACGGCCGUAGAGUGUGAAAUGAUGGGAAAAAAACGCACAACCACAAGAUCUGUGUGUCUUAUCAUGUGUGUCCAUCCCCACUGAGGAGAUCCCCCCGCCGGCCUGUGGCUUGUGCCUGUCUGAGUCGUGAGUUUGUCCUUAAAAGUCUAGCUGAAGAAGGAGGAUGAGAAUGUAAAAGUGGCUGACAUAUCCGAGAGGUGACUAAGGUUGGUGAGUGUUUUCCAUUUACAAGCUUUAGUUUAUUUAAAAGUAAUUGCCCGCUCUCACCAGUGUCCAGAAAUGGAGGAGAAUUUUAGCUAGAAUUCUCCUGCCGAGUGAAACACGGACCUUGAUGUUCAAUUGUUAAGUCAAUCUGGAGUCAAAACAAAUAAAUCCCUCAGAAAAUGUCAAGAUGCCCAAAAGCACUUACCAACAAAGAACGUUUAAAGCAUUCAGAGAGCGCUAACCCCCGCCAAGCAGCUUCAGCUCACCACAACGCAAUCUCCGAAUGAUGAAGUCAAAAGCCAAUGUGGUUCAAUGCUGAAAAUGUCAUUCAAAUCCAUCCAUAACUUCUCAGGUUAUUUUUGAAAACAGACAAACCAACGUCGUCGAAAACUCAACCUCCCUGGUGGAGGUACUAAGCUCUAACAUGCCUGAGCAGAAUUCAAAUGCGAGUCCUUUUGAUCAUCUAUGGCAUAUAUUAAAUGCAUGAGUGUAUUUAAAAUGAAAUGUAUUUGUCUGUUUAAGAAAACUAAGCUGCUGAAAAAUGUGAGCAGAUAUAUAAAUGUGCUUAAUAUAAGUGAAAUUAUCUGACAUUUUCACGAAAUAACAAGGUUAGUUAGCUCUGGAAGUCUGGUAUAUGGCCUUGAAGCAAUUUAUAAAAACUUGAAUCUGAGGAAGAUUAAAAAAAAAAAGAAAUAAAGAAAUUUAAACAAACAAAAUGCUUAUGGAUUUGUGAACAAAAAACGUUUUCCAGCAAUGUAUUUAACCCAUUUCAAGGCCAGAAAUGACAUAUUAUUCAGUCAGAAAAGUUAGAUUUUCUUAUUUUCUCACAAGGAUGUUCUUAUCACUACCUUAAGUUGAGAUUCUACCUACCAGUUCGGAGUCAGAAUCCUAUUUCUAAUCGAGAAAAUAUUUAUUUUCUGACCGAUUGUGCUGUAUGAUUGACACAUGGUCCCAUAAUUUCACUGAAUUUAACCUAAAUUUUGCUGAACAUGAACCUCAACGUCCACUGGAUGCGUCGCGUGUGCAUUGCUUCUCUUCUUCUAGGUCCGGCUGGACUUCUGUUGACGUGUAUUGUAAUAUAGUAAUACACCACUAGAUGGCAGCAUCACUCUGCUUUGAUUCAGCUUUUGGCUGACUGGGUUUUCAAGCUCUCUUGACUUGGUCUGCGUUGACUUCAUGAGUGGUUUUGAUUGGUUAACAUGAUCAGUAAAAUACCAUUGAUCUUUCCCACGCUUGCUUUAAUUUGAAAGGCCACCGGAUGCCAUUAUUUUAUUCUGCUUCCUCCUUCGCUUGCACUGUGAUGAGGUGAAUUUGUGCUCUAACAAGAACCAUUGCAUUUCACCUGCGGAGGAAUGUUCAGGUGCAUCCAGUGGACAUUAAGGUGACAUGUUUAUAUCAUAAAUGACAUUUUUGUAGCAGUGCCAUAAAAGGCUCAACAGUGUUCAGUCAUCCAAAUUUUGCUCAAAAUAUGGGUCAAGUUCUCAGAAUCAUAUCUCUUUACACCAAACCUGCUACAUUAACAAACAUGCUUCACUCAAUCUUUGUUGUACAGUUGACUAGAAGAGAGCAGCCACAACAUUAUGACCAUCAAGCAGCGCACAGGUCUUACAUCUGAAGAUAUAACUCCAUAUUUUCGGGGAGUUUUCUGAUCUAUGUGGUCGUAAUGCUUUGGCUGAACCAGUGAAUGAUAAGAUGACAGCGGAUGUGAUGAAACAGCGUUGAGAAACCUUUUAUUUCAGCUCUGUUUUAAUGUUUUCUGGCGCUUUCUCGGUCACUAAUGAGACGGAAGCCAGUCGAUGUGCAUCGAUCCACUUUGUCUGCAAUUGAUGGUGGGUUGAAACUGCUGUGACGCGGCUCCGGAAGUCUCCAACCUGCAGCACUUUUUUUAUAAUCAAUAACACUUUAUUUUUUUAUUUCUAUUUGUUUUGUCAGGCUGUGAUUUGCUGUUAUUUGCACGUGUUUGUUUUCACUGUCGGUCAGCUGCUUGGGUGUCGUGAUGUCGACCUUCUGACAGGAACAUUUUUUCGUCCAGAUUUAGAGACAAAUUUUGUCAGGUCAAUUCUACCUGUACACCAUUAAGAAAUUCCAUUAAACUCUCAAUUGAACCUCAACCAAACCAUCAUAUCAACCAACUAAAAGUGUGACAUAGUGCCUUAAAGCAAGACAUAGUUGUGGCAAUAAAUACCCUGAUUUGACUCUUCAAUCAAUGUCUUAUUUGGACCACCGCAAAAGUGAACUGUCUAAAUCUGGACAUUAAAAUGAAAAGCAAAUACUUGUUAUUGAGAUGAUGUGUUGAAUGAAAACUGCUGAGUCAUGCCACAGAUUCUGAUCCGGUCACUUCAGACACGACUUUAAUCCGUCAUGUGGUUCUGUGGUCUCCCGUCCUGCUCCUCCUGCGACCUCCGGACGUCCUUUUACAAGUCGGACUUCUUUAUAAACAAGCCAUAUUGGAACCCGAUGUUACCAGAGGAGGGGGCGCCGCGGUAAAUAUUGUUCGAGUGACGACGUGUACCUGUAGCGCAGGCUAGCUGUGGAUGUGUGCAGUCACAGGUGGUUCAAUAAAGACUCGCUGUGACAAUUUUAAAAAAG